Tricharina praecox is the source of this 1028-nucleotide messenger RNA. RefSeq lists its product as uncharacterized. The transcript has 2 exons. The record is from RefSeq and is a predicted model, not a curated record. The coding region runs from base 166 to 885 and encodes 239 amino acids. Gene Ontology annotation, molecular function: protein binding. NCBI's taxonomy places the organism in Eukaryota, Fungi, Ascomycota, Pezizomycetes, Pezizales, Pyronemataceae.
UGGAAAUGGCGACGGGGCCGGCUAGGCGCUUGGGAUAGGGUCAAGUGGGCGGCAAAGGAUCUGAAUAUCAUAAGGAUACUGCAGAACUUUCAGAUGCACAAGGCUUCGCUGAAUCUGUUCCUGUCUGUGUACACAAGCGGCUCGGCACAGGAGAUGUAGCAAGACAUGGCCGAAUUGAAGCAGCUUUUAGCAACGGUAUUACAAUCGAUCCCGGGCCUCGCGAAGCGCAUGGAAACAGCCACAGUACCUACAGACAACGCCGACGCUAACACGAUCCGUUCCGGGGCUGCUUCAUUCCUUACCACGGCAACCAAGAAGUAUUUUCGCAGAUUCAUGUUCGAGCGGAGUCUUAGCGAGACCCGCGUGUACAGGAGGGCGUUCAGGAACUAUUCGACUGCCUCAGUCAGAACCGUCGACACGGCGGGAUCGAGGUUUUCGCAGCUCACGGGACUGAGCUUAGCGCAGAUCUCGAAAAUUUCGGUUAUCAGACUUCCCGUGUAUUCUGUGGAGCUGAAUAACGGUGACGUAUACGAUGAAGUACAGGGGAGCAGCGGUGACGGAGCGACGGCGCGUCGAAACUUCGACACGGCCGCGAAAAACUCUACGAAGCCACUUCAACGGCUGCGGAACAGUGGCACAGAUUUCGCCACCAGGAUCCGGCAUGCGUCAACACCCAAGCGUCAGCUGGUUUCUCUGCUGCACGCCGCAGCUUCCGACGGAGACACCGCUGCCGUCGAAAUGCACAUAGCGACCCUGGGUGUCGAUGUGGACUCACGGAACAAGGAUUCGGAUACGGCAUUGCACGCUGCAGCUGAGCACGGUCACAGCGAGUUAGUGCAGCUACUAUUCGGGCACGGCGCCACGAUAGAAGCAAAAAAACAUUAACGGCUUGACGGCACUGUACUUGGCGGCCGAGUACGGCCGCGUUGAGGUAUUGCAACUGCUGCUGGAGCACGGCGCAAAGAUUGCAUCCCUGGGUGGUGCGGGGUGGACAGCGCUACACUGUGCAGCCGAGCGCGGCCACGGCG